Molecule: messenger RNA, 1208 nt
Organism: Centruroides sculpturatus (bark scorpion)
Lineage: Eukaryota; Metazoa; Arthropoda; Arachnida; Scorpiones; Buthidae
Gene: eIF2beta
Product: eukaryotic translation initiation factor 2 subunit 2-like
Exons: 9
Coding region: 145-1164 (339 amino acids)
Biological process (GO): translational initiation; formation of cytoplasmic translation initiation complex; formation of translation preinitiation complex
Cellular component (GO): eukaryotic translation initiation factor 2 complex
Molecular function (GO): translation initiation factor activity; mRNA binding; translation initiation factor binding
Source: RefSeq, a predicted model, not a curated record
CUUUCAAUUCAGGAGAAUGUCUGAUGCAAUCAUCGUCUGGAGUUAUUUGUGAUGGAAAAGUAUUAAUUACGGAUCUGUACAGAAUUUUAGUUUGAGCUUUUACAUAAAAAUCGAAAGUUAAUUUAUAAAAGUACAUUUUUAAAAAUGGCAGAGGACGAAGCGAUAUUUGAUCCUUCUAUGAAGAAAAAGAAGAAGAAGAAGAAAACCCCAUUUGAUUUGAGUGCAUUAGAAGAUGGUAGUUCAGUUAAUGUUGAUGGAGAUGUUCAGGCAGAAAAUGGAUUAGAAAAUAAAGAUGAUUAUGAGAAAGAAAACAGAGAAGAAAAAGAAGAUGAUACAACUCAUGAUUUAGAUGAUUUUUCUGGAAUGAAAAAGAAAAAGAAGAAAAAGAAGCCAUUUAGUUUAGAAGAAUUGGAAACUGCACUUCCUGAAACAGAAUCUAAGGAAGAAAUGAUGCAGUUUGGCGAAGAAGAACGAGAAGGAGAGGAUCUUGCAGGAACAGAUGAUGAUUUGGAUUUUAAUCUUCCAAAAAAGAAAAAGAAGAAGAAGAAGAAAAUUAAUAUUGAUGAACUUGAAACAGAACCUCAGGAAGAUGAUGAUGAUGGCGAAACAACUUUUGAAGGAGAUGAAAUUAAACCACCUAGUUCAAUUAACUCUGUAACAUGGGGUGGAAGUGACAGAGAUUAUACUUAUGAUGAACUGCUUCAGAGAGUAUUUAAUAUCAUGAGAGAGAAAAAUCCAGAUAUGGUGGCUGGAGAAAAGAAAAGAUUUGUUAUGAGACCUCCACAAGUAUUGAGAAUAGGCACAAAGAAAACGUCUUUUGCUAAUUUCUUAGAAAUCUGUAAAACAUUACAUAGGCAACCAAAACAUUUACAAGCAUUUUUAUUAGCAGAAUUGGGUACCAGUGGUUCAGUAGAUGCAAAUAAUCAGUUAAUCAUCAAAGGUCGUUUUCAGCAGAAACAAAUUGAAAAUGUUUUGAGAAGGUAUAUAAAGGAAUAUGUUACGUGUCACACCUGUCGUUCUCCUGAAACAAUCCUCCAGAAAGACACGAGAUUGUUCUUCCUUCAGUGUGAGACUUGUGGAUCUCGUUGUUCUGUUGCUAGCAUCAAAUCAGGUUUCCAGGCAGUGACUAGCAAGAGAGCUGCCAUGAGGGCUAAAACUGCUUGAGUGUUAUGUGAAUUAGUUUAUGGUAUUAAGUGUGAAUCAUUAAC